Molecule: messenger RNA, 1597 nt
Organism: Tilletiopsis washingtonensis
Lineage: Eukaryota; Fungi; Basidiomycota; Exobasidiomycetes; Entylomatales
Product: YjeF N-terminal domain-like protein
Exons: 3
Coding region: 51-1127 (358 amino acids)
Cellular component (GO): mitochondrion
Molecular function (GO): NAD(P)HX epimerase activity
Source: RefSeq, a predicted model, not a curated record
CUCUUGCCUCUGCCCUCGCCCGCUCUCUCCUCUUCUCGCCUCUAUCGACCAUGGCCCUCUCUCUCCUCACUCCGCCGCGCGCGCUGCGCUACGUCUCCGCCUCGCUCGCCGCCGCGCUCGACCGCGCCCUCUUCUCGCCCACCCACGCCUUCCCGCCCGCCGUGCUCAUCGAGCUCAGCGGCCUCGCCAUCGCGCAGAUUGUGGCGCGCGAGUAUCCGCGCCACACCUACCCCUGCGUGCUCGUCGCCGCGGGGCCGGGCAACCAGGGCGCCGACGGCCUGGCCGCGGCGCGCCAUCUGCGCACGUGGGGCUGGAAGAUCGCCGUGUGGGGGCCGCGCCUCAAGGGCGACAGCGAGCAACUAGCCACGCAGCUCUCUCACUUCGACGUGCACUUCCUCGACUCGGACGCGCAAGCGUUUGAGGACUAUCUCGAGCACGCCGACGUCGUGCUCGACACGCUCUUUGGCUUCUCCUUCCAGGGUCCCGCGCGCGAGCCGUAUGCCGAGAUUCUGCGGCUGCUGAGCUCCGAGUCGCGCAUCGAGUUCGCGUUCCGUCGUCCGCGCCCGCCCAUCGUCUCCGUCGACAUUCCCUCUGGCUGGCCCGUCGACGCCUCCUCCUCUUCUGCCUCCGCCUCCUCCUCUUCCUCCUCCUCGGCAGCAGCAAGCAGCGAUGGCCUGGCGCCGCCCGGCUGCUUCACGCCGCAGGUGCUCAUCUCGCUCUCGGCGCCCAAGACUGGCGUGCGCGCGCUCGUCUCGCAGCCCAGCGCCGCGCUGGCGCCGCCGCAGCAGCCGGCGCAGCAGCCGCGCGCCCAGCACGCGCACGCACAGCAGCCGCUCAAGCACUACCUCGCCGGCCGCUUCAUCCCGCCGGCCCUCGAGGCGGAGCUGGGCCUGGCGCUGCCGCUGUACGAGGGCACGCAGGGCUGGCUGGACGUGACUGGUUGGCCGGAGAUGAGCGAGGAGGAGGCAAAGGCACUGCAUGCGGAGGCCAAGAAGCGGCAGGAGGAACUGGAGGAACAAGGCGUGAGGGACGCCGAGAUGGCCGAGAUGCAGGCGGAGCAGGAGGACGAGGAGGCGCAAGGCGCUGACGAGGAGGAGGAUGCAAAGACGGUCAAGGCCGAUGCUUAAGCGAGCACGCCGUCUGUCUCUUCGGCGGGCCGCAGCGUAUCGCCGGCGGCCCCUUCUCAUACACGUCUGGCCUUGCCGGUUACACCUGUCCCUCGCCGCUGCCCUUCCGCGAAUCCGCCAGCCCGCCGCUCUCUCCACUUGCCCGUUGCGCUCCGCACUUGGUCUCAAGUCCCAAUCGCCCUCGCCAUCUCUACGUCCCUGCCCCCCUCGAGCCCGCUCAACUGCCGCACCAGUCGUCGGGUCCGAUGCUUUUUCCGUGCCCUGGCCAUCAUCGCUCUCAUGCUCACACAUCACACCCCGCCCGGGGCUUGCCCAACCUCGCUGUGUCUCACGCUUCCACCCACACACACACACACACACACGCACACGCACUACUCUGCACCUCUGCCUCUCUCCACAUACACACCGCUCUCGCUCCGCGUAGGGGUUGGUGUGGCAUGCCAAUUCGCAAUCUCAUUGACCUUCAGUCC